UUGUGUGUGUAUGUAUAUAUAUAUAUAUAUAUAUAGAGAGAGAGAGAGAGAGAGGUUACUCAAUUAAAUGCUUGUUUGAUUAUUGGAGUUUCCGAAAUUGUAGAAAAAAAAAUAAGUUGUUGGGUUUCUUGGGUUCAGUGGCUUUUAGGAUUUCGUGAUUUGCAGCUGGGGUUUUUGUUCAGUUUUGAUUUUUUUGAUGUGAUCUUGGUAGUAUUGAUUUUAGGGAUUGGAUUCUCUGGUGGAAGUCAGGGGUUUUGUUUCAGUGAUUUGGCUGUGAAAUUGAUGCGUGGGUAUUCGAAAACUGAACUAUCCUGAGUUGAAUCGAAGGUUUUGGUUCUGAUUCUGAGGUUCAUUCAAGAGCAAGAAGAAUGUAAGGAAGGUUGGAAUUGUAGAGAUAUAUAUACUAAUUCAUGAUUCUGAGGCCAUGGUUGGAUGUGGAGCUCCAUAGUGAUGGGAAUUCUGGUGUGAAUCAUUGCUGAAAAUGGGAUUAGUUUUGUUGAUUUUACUUGUUCAUGUGCUUUUGCCGAUCGUGCCUUGUUUUGGGUUGUCGAAACAUGGAAAGGCUUGUGGAACAUUCCAUAUAGCUAGGGUCGAUGAUCCUAGUCAUGAGCUGUUUUACAUUGAUGGGAAAUUGGUGGACAGAUAUUUAUUCUGUAAGAGUUUGAGGUUUCAUAGGAGAGAUUGCUUUCUUCCGAAACAUGUUAGAAGCCAUUAUUGCCGUUCGUUAGACGCGCAUUCUUUGUUUGCAGGAAGAAGAUUGUUAAAACCUGUGGUUAGGGACGGAGACAGUAGGAUUGGUUAUGGUAAAAAGUCUCCAAGUGGAAAUGAUGAAAAUGACGAUCGGAUUGUAAAAUCCAGUAUGCUAGUCAUUGCGGCGCCGGGUUUCUUCCUUUUAUGUUGUGCGUUGAUUUGUCCGUGUUUUCAAGCAAGGAAAAGAGCUACCGAGCAUAAAGUUCUCUCAAAAGAGCCUAAUUCCAUGGACUCAGUUACGCCUUUAGAAAUGAAUCCUCCAUUCGAAAAGUAUCCCGGAAGUCCGUUGAGGGCUCCUCCAAGUCCACUAAGAGUGCCACCAAGUCCUUCAAGAUUUUCCAUGUCGCCAAAACUAAAUCGCCUUGGAUCUGUCCAUCUAAAUAUGAACCAUGUUGCAAGGGCUACACACAAUUUCUCUUCGUCUCUACUGAUAGGCGAAGGAGGAUUCGGGACUGUCUAUAAGGCUGAGCUACCAAAUGGUCAGGUCGUUGCAAUCAAACGAGCAAGAAGGGAACAUUUUGAGGCCCUACGCACUGAAUUUAGAAGUGAAGUUGAACUUCUGGCAAAAAUUGAUCAUCGCAACCUUGUCAAGCUUCUUGGUUAUGUUGAAAAAGGAAACGAACGCCUUAUUAUCACAGAUUACGUACCCAACGGUACCCUUAGAGAACACCUUGAUGGCCUUAAGGGAAAAAUAUUGGAUUUCAAUCAGCGGCUCGAAAUCUGCAUCGACAUCGCGCAUGGCCUGACGUAUCUCCAUCUCUACGCUGAGAAGAAAAUCAUCCACCGAGAUGUUAAAUCCUCCAACAUACUCUUGACGGAGAGUUUGAGGGCCAAAGUUGCGGAUUUCGGGUUCGCAAGACUCGGGGACGAGUCUGAUAAAACACACGUAUCGACGAAAGUAAAGGGAACAGUCGGGUACCUCGACCCUGAGUACAUGAGGACGUAUCAACUCACGGAUAAGAGUGACGUCUAUUCGUUUGGGAUAUUGCUAAUCGAAGUCCUGACGGGCCGGCGACCUGUGGACUUGAAAAGACAUCCCGACGAGAGGGUGACGAUUAAAUGGGCUUUUCGGAAAUACAACGAAGGGAAGUACCGGGAGAUGGUGGAUCCGAUGAUGACGGAAAGCGUGGACGACGAAAUUCUAGUGAAAAUGUUCGGUUUGGCGAUGCAAUGUGCUGCACCGACAAGAGCGGAUCGGCCGGACAUGAAGGCGGUGGGCGAGCAACUGUGGGGGAUUCGAAUGGACUACUUGAGGAGCGAGAGGCGAUAGAUAGGUAGAUCGAUUGCUGCGAUGACAAAUCGAUGCUGGGCGACUAUUCGACUCUGUUCUCGAUGAAUCGACGUCGAUAUUGUCGCCUUAUGGCAACAGAAGACGAUCGAUUGAUGGGUGUAUGAAGCUGGUUUUGGUCUUUGAUUCUUGCAGUUGCAGUAGAAAUUAUUUGGAUAUGAAUGUAUUGUAUGUAUCAUCUUUGAAAUGUUCGUUGGAUUUAGGUUAGGAGUGGAAUGUUGGUGUGUAUAUAUUAUAUGAAUCUUCGACACGGCCGUGUUUACUAUUUUAAAUUCUACAUUGAUUAUUA
Messenger RNA from Andrographis paniculata, 2327 nucleotides. RefSeq names its product calmodulin-binding receptor-like cytoplasmic kinase 3. The record is from RefSeq and is a predicted model, not a curated record. Gene Ontology annotation, biological process: protein phosphorylation. Bases 482 to 2020 code for a protein of 512 amino acids. The transcript is spliced from 9 exons. NCBI's taxonomy places the organism in Eukaryota, Viridiplantae, Streptophyta, Magnoliopsida, Lamiales, Acanthaceae. Gene Ontology annotation, molecular function: ATP binding; protein kinase activity.